Molecule: messenger RNA, 1713 nt
Organism: Clonostachys byssicola
Lineage: Eukaryota; Fungi; Ascomycota; Sordariomycetes; Hypocreales; Bionectriaceae
Source: the annotation of a GenBank genome assembly
AUGCAUUUCAAUAUAGCACUUACUUCGGCCUUUGUUGUCACCGCGUCUGCCUCCAUCAUCGGCACAGACCAUAACCCAUUAAUCGGUCCCUCCUUCCCAACCAACUUUGGUUAUUCUACCUCGAAACACCUCGAAGAUGCCAAAACCGAGUUCUCCAGCCGCCUUGAGCAGCUCUUCUCCUCUGGGAAGCUGAAUCAGACUGACCUCGUGUUUGCUGUGGAUGUCUUCUCUGCCAAUACCAACAGUUCUAUUUAUAGCAACUUUCAUGUUGGAGAAGGGCAAGAGAAGAUAUUGACAACAGGCGAGCUUAAUUCCGAUACAAUUGGUCGAUUAGGCAGCGUUUCCAAGCUCGUGACAGCCUAUGGGCUCAUUGCUGAGGCGGGAAUUGAAGUCUUCAGCCACCCUGUCACCAAAUACUUCCCGGAACUCCUCAGUAACUCGACUACCCCAAACCGAAUCAACUGGGAGGAAAUUACAGUCGGCGCACUUGCAUCGCAUCAAGCCGGUACUGGUGGCAUAGGCGACUAUUUCCGCAAAGUUGAAAGCGGUCUCGAGAUGACCGUUGAUACCUUUGUUGCCUUUCUCCGAGAUGAGAAGCGCCCGACUAUGUCAGCAUAUCGGAAUGCCCUCUAUUCAGACGCAGGAUACUCUCUGCUCGGUCACCUGCUGGGGAGAAUCACCGGGAAGAGUUACCCGGAAGCUAUACAACAGGUUCUCUUUGAUCGCCUCGGAUUAAACAGUUCUACAGCAUUUCCGCCAGCUCCUGGUCCUAUUGUAAAUGCCAUGAAUCGCACCCUAAUCGACAACAACUCAAGCUUCAAUAUUGACAGCCCGAUCACCGCAUCGUCUGGAGGUGUAUUUGGCUCCAUUUCUGAUCUUCGGAAAAUUGGCCUCUCAAUCUUAAACUCCGAAGUUCUCUCUCCUGCCACUACCCGAGCCUGGAUGAAGCCCCUGAGCGCUACCGGCAGUCUGGUUGAACUUGUUGGCGCCCCCUGGGAAAUCGCCCGUCUGACUAUCCCAGCUACGAUUGGCUCGAAUCACACUCGGGUGUCCGAUCUCUACACCAAGGCUGGCGGCAAUGGCGACUAUACCUGCAUCCUAGCCCUCUCGCCUGACCAUGGAAUCGGCUACACCUUCCUCAUCGCCGGCAGUACAGCCAGUACUGCGCGCUGGCCUCUGCGUCAAGCCCUUGGUGAGGUUUUCAUCCCAGCUGCGGAGCGAGCGGCGGCCGAGAACGCGGAGAAGAACUAUGCUGGAACGUUUGUGGAUACGAGUUCCGGAAACACAACCACAAAUAUGACCAUCACCUUUGACGCUGAUGAGCCUGGACUGGGUGUCAAGAGCUUCUACCUUGAAGGGAAUGACUCCCGCCAUCUUCUCAUGGGCGCGAGCAAGCCUUAUCCUGCCACAUAUCGCAUGUAUCCUACUGGACCUAGCGAGACUUCCCAGUCACUGGCGGAGCUGUAUAGAAGCGAGGGGACCAUUCGCGUGUCGCAGCGUGUCGUUUUGUACCUCUCCCCACUGGAGCCCCGUGCGGCAGCAUUGGGUGACGGAGGGCUAUUUGAGAACCAGCUUGAAUGGAAUAACGUUGGCUUCAGGGGUGCCACAGAUGAGCUUGUUUUCGAAAUCACCGAUGGGAAGCUCGCCAGCGUCACUGUUGUGGAUGCUGAAUUGUUCAUCGGUAAGCCAUUGGUUCUACACCGGCUGCAGUGA